Zophobas morio is the source of this 1720-nucleotide messenger RNA. RefSeq names its product homeobox protein Nkx-2.2a-like. Gene Ontology annotation, biological process: cell differentiation; regulation of transcription by RNA polymerase II. The record is from RefSeq and is a predicted model, not a curated record. The coding region runs from base 94 to 1023 and encodes 309 amino acids. Gene Ontology annotation, molecular function: RNA polymerase II cis-regulatory region sequence-specific DNA binding; DNA-binding transcription factor activity, RNA polymerase II-specific. Lineage: Eukaryota; Metazoa; Arthropoda; Insecta; Coleoptera; Tenebrionidae. The transcript is spliced from 4 exons. Gene Ontology annotation, cellular component: nucleus.
UAUGCAGACAGUUUAGUUGAAGUAGUGAAGUAGUGCACUUCUAUGAAGAGUCAAUUCUUCAGUUCAACAAAGUGUAAUCAUUGACAAACGACAAUGUCUACUGGUGGAUACGAAGAAUGCGCCACUUACGAUAACUCCUGGCACAUCAUACCGCCGGAUUAUGUCCACAUGGAGGACGAAUACCGAUACACGUUGUUGGACAGUAUGAAGAUGACGGGGCCGAUGGGAAACCCAAGGCAGCCGGCCGGGUUUGCCAUCAGCGAUAUUUUGGAGUUGGACAGGAACAGCAACGUCGGGAUGGAUCAGCCGCCGGAUGCGCCCUUGUACAAUCAUCCCGCACACGACAUUGGGGGCUACGUCCCCAUUUCCAGGCACUGGACGACGCCGCCGGAAGCUCUUCACCACCCCCAUCAGCACAUCCAGCCCCACCCCGCCCAACUGAGCCCCGACAGUACCAGCCCCGCCAUCUCGGACCGGUCCAGCGUCGAUCCCACCGGCUCCUUAGACAACCUCCCGUCCCAGAACGGUACCACCACUUCGGCGACCAGCGACCGGGAUCCCGACGAGGACAACUCUGAAGACUGCAAAGACCCGCACCUCGUCGAGCAGCACGAGCAGCAGUCCGGCAGCCAUAAGAAGCGCAAGCGACGAGUGCUCUUCUCCAAGGCGCAGACCUACGAGCUGGAGAGGCGGUUCCGCCAGCAGCGGUACCUCUCGGCUCCGGAGAGGGAGCACCUGGCCUCGAUCAUCAGGCUGACGCCCACGCAAGUCAAGAUUUGGUUCCAAAAUCACAGAUACAAGACGAAACGUGCCCAGCACGAAAAGGGCAUGCACGACCAACAAAACAACCCCCUGCCUUCGCCCCGCCGUGUCGCCGUCCCCGUCCUCGUAAGGGACGGCAAGCCUUGCCUCAGUGGUGGCCCCAAGCACGCCGAUCCUGGAUCGCUGCAGGUCCCCGGGGCGCCAAUGAUGAUGGGCGCCCACGGGCCCCUCAUGUACGGCCAGCCUCGUGUGUGGUGGUGAUCUCGUUCCUGUAGCCAAAUUCCGUUAAAAUCCGAAAAACCAAAAAUUUGAAAAAAUUCAGUGUUGCUAAGCAAUGAAAUCAGUGCGAACGUUCAUACACAGAUAAGAUACUUAAUUAUCAACCGUUGUGAUCUAGUAAAUCGAAUGAGGACACGUUGGAAUAUGAUCCGAUUGUAUUUUUGUCAAGGUUGAUGGCGCGACUUGCGUCGUUCCUAAAGUCCGUUUAUUCAGCUUGGUCGGCUGCGAGAACGUUUUUUCAAAAUUUCGAAAAUCCUGUUUGACAGUUGUUUACCGGUGAGGUAUGUUUUACACGGUUCAGUCUUAGAAAUCCGUGAUUGUUAAUAAUUUUGUAAUGUAUUUAAAGGCAAAAGCGUUAGAAAUCGAUAAAAAUUCAAAUUACAAUCGAAUUGUUGAAUUUUUGUCAGCCGACAAGGCUAAAUAGAUGGACUUGAAGCAAAGCAGGGCUGAGUUCGCAAUGGUUUAUGUUCGUCGUUGUAUUUAAAACAUUGUAAAUUGUAUAUGUGUAAAUAGACUUGUAGACUUGUGUACAGUAGGUUAGAAUGGUUGAAUUCAGUGGCCGAUGUCAUAGUCUAAUUCUAGUCUGCAUUCUGUUUGUGGACGUUAAGUACUUAAGCUGAUUUUCAACUGUACAAAUUAAUUUAUUAAAUCCAAUAAAAGACAUUCCACCAUUGAAUAA